AUGGGGUUAUAUGUAAGCAGAUUGUUUAAUCGUCUAUUUCAAAAAAAAGACGUUCGGAUUUUAAUGGUAGGAUUAGAUGCCGCUGGGAAAACAACAAUUCUGUACAAAGUCAAGUUAGGGGAAGUUGUCACAACGAUUCCAACAAUAGGUUUCAAUGUUGAAACUGUUGAAUUUCGUAACAUCUCUUUCACUGUGUGGGAUGUUGGAGGACAAGAUAAGAUAAGACCCUUAUGGAGGCAUUACUACUCUAAUACCGAUGGCUUAAUUUUUGUUGUUGAUAGUAACGACAGAGAAAGGAUUGAUGACGCGCGUGAAGAGUUGCAUAGGAUGAUAAAUGAAGAAGAGUUAAAGGACGCAAUAAUUUUAGUAUUUGCAAAUAAACAAGAUUUACCAAAUGCUAUGUCAGCAGCCGAAGUUACAGAGAAACUGCACCUCAACACGAUUAGAGAAAGGAACUGGUUUAUUCAGUCAACCUGUGCUACGAGGGGUGACGGACUGUACGAGGGUUUUGAUUGGCUCACUACACACUUAAACAAUGCCAAGUGA
Molecule: messenger RNA, 546 nt
Organism: Plasmodium malariae
Lineage: Eukaryota; Apicomplexa; Aconoidasida; Haemosporida; Plasmodiidae
Product: ADP-ribosylation factor, putative
Exons: 5
Coding region: 1-546 (181 amino acids)
Biological process (GO): intracellular protein transport; vesicle-mediated transport
Cellular component (GO): cytoplasm
Molecular function (GO): GTP binding; GTPase activity
Source: RefSeq, a predicted model, not a curated record